This is a messenger RNA of Cydia pomonella (codling moth), 5810 nucleotides long. RefSeq names its product methionine--tRNA ligase, cytoplasmic (gene MetRS). Gene Ontology annotation, cellular component: cytosol; aminoacyl-tRNA synthetase multienzyme complex. Gene Ontology annotation, molecular function: ATP binding; methionine-tRNA ligase activity. The record is from RefSeq and is a predicted model, not a curated record. The transcript is spliced from 23 exons. Bases 127 to 2946 code for a protein of 939 amino acids. NCBI's taxonomy places the organism in Eukaryota, Metazoa, Arthropoda, Insecta, Lepidoptera, Tortricidae. Gene Ontology annotation, biological process: methionyl-tRNA aminoacylation.
AUGUGUCAAUUAAUGUGUCACUGUCAGUCUCUUUUUCGUGAGGUGGACUAUGAGGUGUAUGGUUGUUAGGUUAUAAUUUAGUUAUAAUAACUAUUUUUGCCUAAAAGUAAAGAAAAGUGAAUAAAAAUGAAGAUCCUUACAAACGAGAAUAAUACUUCGACGCUGAAAUUAUUAAUUGCCGCCAACUUGGCCGGCAAAAAAGUAGAACUGCAAAAUGUUUCCUUUGAAGGCGUGUUCGCAGGCCCUCGCUCGCUGCCACUCCUCGAGGUGGACGACCAGCUCGCCUUCUUCUCCAGCAACGCUGCCACGCAGUACCUGUUCCCGGUGCUGGACAUGUCGCAGAAUGGACAGAGCCAACAGAUGCAAGAAUGGGAGGCGACGAGACUGCAACCUGCCGUCUCAGCUGUACUCGCCGCUAAGACAGUGCCGGCUGAUCUCAAGCAAGCGCUGGACGCACUGCUACAACACGUCGAGGCCAUCGUCGCUGCUAAGAAAUACUUGUUUGGAGACAUGCUGUCAGCAGCCGACAUAUCGUUAUGGAGCACCCUGUACCCCCUGUACCACAGCGAAGCCCUAAAGACGUAUUUGGCUCCAUACACAAACACGCAGCGGUGGUACGCUGAUAUCGCACAGGCCAAAGCUGUUCAGGAAGCGGUGAAGCAGUGGGGUGGUUCAGUGGACAAGCCUUUCGCUCCGGUCUCAGCUCUGGGUGCCCCGCAGUUGGCCAGCCUAGCGUCUCCUGUUGGGACCCCAAUGGAAGGACCAGCAGUGGUACCAGGGCCCACAGAUGAAGAAAUAGCCAGUGCUAAGGAGAGUUGGGAAAACGGCCGCAGUCGGUUACAGGCGCCGCUGAAGCAGGACAAAUUCGCAAUGCCAGUGAAAGACAGAAAGAACGUGUUGAUCACGUCGUCCCUGCCCUACGUGAACAACGUACCGCAUUUAGGGAACAUCAUAGGCUGCGUGUUGUCAGGAGAUAUCUUUGCCAGAUAUUGUCGACUAUGUGAUUACAAUACAAUAUACAUAUGCGGCACGGACGAGUAUGGCACAGCCACCGAAACCAAAGCUCUACAAGAGGGCCUCACACCGCAACAGAUCUGCGACAAAUUCUUCGAAAUACACAACUCCGUGUAUCGCUGGUUUGACAUAGGAUUUGACAUAUUCGGACGCACCACUACACCCGAACACACACAAUUAGUACAAAAACUGUUCCUUCAAGUGAAAGAAAAUGGGUUCAUCAGCUCACAAACUGUCGAUCAACUGCACUGCGAGAAAUGUGACAAGUUCUUGGCUGACAGGUUCGUAGAAGGCACCUGCCCCCACCCCGGUUGUCUCUACGAAGACGCCAGAGGCGACCAAUGCGACAAGUGCGGCAAGCUCGUCAACGCGAUAGAACUUAUAAAGCCGCGCUGCAAAAUAUGCGGAGACUCGCCAGCGGUGCGGCCCAGCGAGCAGCUGUUCAUAGAGCUGGCACAGUUGGAACCCGCCUUACGUUCUUGGUGGAGCAGAGUGGAGCAGGGCUGGUCCCCCUCGGCGCGCGCCGUGGCCCGCUCGUGGCUGCGGGAGCCGCUGCGCGCGCGCGCUGUGACCAGGGACCUCAAGUGGGGCGUGCCGGUCCCCGUCGAGGGGUUCACCAAUAAGGUGUUCUACGUAUGGUUCGAUGCCCCGGUAGGGUAUUUGAGUAUAACACAAUGUCUCACUAAAGACUACGAGAAAUGGUGGAAACCCGAUAAAGAUAUACAUGUGAAGUUGUACCAAUUCAUGGCGAAAGACAACGUUCCGUUCCACGCUAUUAUGUUCCCGACGGCGAUCAUCGCGGCUAACCAGGGCCAUGUGCUUGUUGACCACAUUUUCGCUACAGAAUACCUCAACUACGAGGAAGGUAAAUUCUCAAAAUCAAGGGGAGUGGGAGUUUUCGGAACAGAUGCUCAGGACACUGGAAUCCCGUCUGACGUAUGGCGAUUCUACCUAGCCAGCGUGAGGCCUGAGAGCUCAGAUUCUAGCUUCAGUUGGGUUGAACUCGGUACAAGGAACAACUCGGAGCUGCUGAACAACCUGGGCAACUUCUGCCACCGUUCCCUGAGCUUCUGCGCCAACUCGUUCAAGGGCCGCGUGCCCGCGCUCCGCGCCGCGCGGACCGACUGCGAGCUCUUGGCCCUAGUCAACAGGGAGAUCGUUGCGUACGUCCAACACAUGGAGAAGGGACGUCUACGAGAAGCACUAAAACAUGUACUUCUCAUAUCCAAACUCGGAAACCAACAUAUGCAGUCCUCACAACCGUGGGUGCUACUCAAAGGAACCGAUGAUGACAAAGAACGCGGUGCAACAGCUAUAGCGUUGUGCUGUCAACUAGUAGCAUUGCUAUGUGUGUUGCUAACGCCGUACAUGCCGGCCACCGGCCGUCGCUUGCGGGACCAGCUCAACGUGACCCCUGACACGCUGAGACUCAACCCCACGAAUCCGUCGUUCAUCCAGUACCUGCCGCCGGGACACGUGAUAGGCAAGCCGGAGCCUCUGUUCACCAAGAUCGAGCCGGAGCUCAUUGAGACACUUAGAGCCAAGUACGCUGGCACGCAGGACGACAGGGAAAAGAAGCAAAACGGUGACGUCGCUAGUAUAAGCGUUGGUAGCGUGGCCGAAUUAGAAAAAGUUGUGGCGGAACAGGGUGAAAAAGUCCGGAAACUUAAAGCGUCGACCAAAGACAAAGCAGUAUGGACGCCGGAAGUGAACAAACUGCUCGAACUGAAGAAACAGCUGACGGCCGCACAGGCGCAGGCGCAAGCCCCGCCCACUUCCGGUUCCGUAGCCGACUUGGAAAAAGCAGUGGCUGAACAGGGCGACAAAGUGCGAAAGCUGAAGGCCUCGACCAAGGACAAGGCUGUAUGGACCCCAGAGGUCAACGUACUUUUGGACCUCAAGAAACGACUCGCGGCCCUACAAACCAAGUAGACUUGUACGAAGGGAUUAAUGGAGGGUUAAAGACAUUUUACGGUUAAAAUAUCUGAUAUAAAAAGCUUAAAAUGUUAACAACAAUAUGAAGGAUAAACCACAUCAGAACACAGCGACGUGUUAUAUAAUUUACAGUACAUAUGGUGCUACUUUAUAGCACUAGUGCGAAAACGAGCAUAUUACGUUACUGUGUCGAACAUUUAAAGGGCCAUAUGCACUGUAAAACGUUGUACGAUACAUGUGCGAAUAGGUCAUUCGCAACUCGUGUCGAUUUAAAACACUCCCUUCGGUCGUGUUUUAAUUUAUCGCCACUCGUUUCGAAUUUCCUAUUUUUCGCACUUGUAUCGUAAUGUACUAUUAAUUUAUUUUUAUUUUUAUUUUAUUUUAUUGGUAUUCAGGACAACAACAGCCGUAGAUAUACAAUUUAAAUAGGUAUUUUUACAUAGUAUUAGGCCAAUAUCAGUUAUCCGUUGGUUGCAUAAUAAUAUACAAAUAUAAUUAGUUAAACAAAGUAACUAAUAUUCUGUAGUAGUUAGUAAUAAACUGUGCAAGCCCACAGUAACAGUAACAGUAGGUGAUAAUCAACAUGAAAAUUGAAGUUAGAGGUAGGUACAGUCAGCGUCAAAUACUUUGUAGCAACCAAAGUAGUCAAAUAGUUCGGUACACCAUAUAUUUAGUAUGGUGUACCAAACUAUUUGGCCACUUUGACUGCUACAGAGUAUUUGACGCUGACUGUACACAUGCUUGCAUAAAGUUGAUAGGUGUGCAUUAACGUUAAUAGUUGAUUUAAUUUAUUUAUAUUGCUCUUGUAAAUAAUUUAAGUGAUCACGCUUUUACCCAAAGAUCACUAUUUAGCGCUACAUUACGUACGGACAAAGAGAAUUUGAAAUAGAUUUUUAUAGUUGAUAUUUAACAAAUUUAACACAUAUCAGUGAAAGAAUAAGAAUCAAAGUUAGAUGGCGUUCAAAAAGUUUUAGUUAUGUGUCGAAAGAUGGCAGUAAAUUUACUGUUGCUACAAAGUUUUCUUUGACAAUCCACCUCUAUUUCAAAUUCUCUUUGCUUAAACGUCCUGAUCCAUACCCCAAAUGUAACGGAAUUCAAUAAAACCACGGUGUAUAAACACGCGCAAUAGUAUACUUUAUUAGAAUGAAUAAGUUGCAACCAAGUAGCCGUCUUGUUGUUGUUCGUCGCGUGAAGGAAGAAGUAUCGCAACUGAUAUUGGUGUAUUAUUUGGCUGAAUCAACUUUUUUUUUUGUCAGCAAAAUAUUUUUUUUUAAUAUACCGCGACGGUGGCAAACAAGCAUACGGACGGCCCGCCUGAUGGUAAGCAGUCACCGUAGCCUAUGGACGUCUGCAACUCCAGAGGUGUUACAUGCUCGUUGCCGACCCUUUAAAAACCUGACCUGAUAUGACCUACUUUGACUAAAAGUGAUAAAAAAAUAUUCGCAUUUUAUGUAAUUAUUUUUUCAUGCAAAAAUAGAUAAACAAGCUACGUAAUGCGAUAUUUUAUAAAUGGGGUUGGCAACUGUCAAAGGUUUGCAUAGAUGGCGCCAUCAUAGCUUUCAUUUCAUUUCAUUUAUUCGUUGCAACCAUGGUAUUACAGAUGUUCUUUAAAUAGAGUACAAUCAUGGACCCUACUAGGGCGUAGCAACAUUUUUAUGUCUAAGUACUUAUUUCUAAGGCACUCCCUUACCCCUGUCUCUAGUUUUGUUCUAUGAGAUUUGGCUUAAAGUACUGGAAUCCAGGUCACAAAAUUCCAAAAAAAAAACAAGAAUUUGACACAAUUCUAGGGAUUGACAGGGCAAGCUAUGAUGGCGCCAUCUGUUUAAUACUUCGACCGGCCAACCCCAUUGUUUAAGAGCAGUAACCCAGGGGAUAAAGCUGUAAAAAAUAAGGGUUCGUCCACUGGGUCACCCAAUUUUUUUAAAUAAAAAUUUAACGUAUUUUUUUUCUGCCGGAUCUGGCAUAUAUAUUAAAUAUCUUGUUUCAGUUUGACCACAAAAGUUAAACUAAUAAUGAUUAAGGGCAAUUACAAUACAGUACAAUACAAUACAAAUAUUCUUUAUUGCUCAGCUUAUACACAGCUUAGACUAUGGUAGACAACGGGCGGUCUUAUCGCUAAAGAGCGAUCUCUUCCAGACAACCUUAGGGUAGUGGAGACAAGGUAAAAAAACAAGUAAUGUCAGUAGGUGAUGCAGUGAGUGAUAGAAGUUGAGAAAUAAUAAUACUAAGUAAAGUAAGUAAGUAAAUAUUCUUUAUUGCACCACAAAGAAAACAAAUUUACAAUGUAAAGAAAGGUAGCAACGGGCGGUCUUAUCGCUGUAAGCGAUCUCUUCCAGACAACCUUAGGGUAACAGGAUAUAAAGAACUAAAUUAUACAUAUACAUGAAUAGCAAAUAGUAUAAACUACAUACUCUCCAUACAUAAAUAAAUGUCAUAUAUAACGCAUUUACGAAUAUAUAUAAAUCACCACAGUUCAAUUCUUGCAAAAUAUAAGAAAAAGUAGAUUCUACAGAAACGUACCUAAACAUGGUUCUCGUUUCGUUAUUUAAGAUAAAAACUACGACAGUAAUUUCCUUUACUAUGUAAAUUACGUACAAGGCAGGAAGUUGAUGCCCCAAGAAAAAAAAUAAAGAAAUUUGCCUUUUUUUUUUUUUUUUUAUUAAAAAUAUUUAGUGACAAUAACAAUAUACAUAAUGGAUAUAUACAGAUGAUUACCAUAACUAGCUUUCUGUUUCUAUUUUAAGUUCAAAUUUCUUCACUUUUAUAUCGAGUUCAUCCAUUCUUUACGUAGUGACCCACGUGAAUUUAACUUAUUUAUGUUAAAUCUUAACGAGAAAAUAAAUUAUUUAUUACACUGUAAA